AUGGUAUUGAAGAACUCUAAAUGGGACAGGAAAGCGAAAACCAAGUACUUAAAGAAACAUGGAUUGGUAAAAAGACCUCCUCCUAGUGAUUCAGAACAAAGACCUAAAUGGUCCUCUAAGCGACCUGGUACUACGAAUCAACAAAUAAUUCUUGAAGACAGUGACAGUGAAUGGGACUCAGAGGAGGAUGAAGAACUCUUAAAUCAGUACUAUCCAGAAAUCGGCAAACAACAGUUAACUCGAGAACAGAAAGAAAAGAUUAAGCAACAGAUCUUGCAGGAUCUUGUCGAACAACAAGAGAAUCAGACGGAAGAGGAGAGUGAAAUAGAAAACAACAACGAUAAACCUGAUGGUAUUUAUCUUGGAUCAGAAGAAAGUAGAAAUAGAGACAAUUAUGCAAAAGAACAUAAGACAAAAUUAGAUGAAUAUGUAUCUAAAGAUCCAGUAGUAACUAAGGCCAAAAAGAAUAGGAAGUUACCCAAAAAUAGAAUGAAUGAUAAUCUUUUGGAAGAAUACGGAAUAGAAAGAUAUUCUGAUACCGUUACAAAAGACAUAAAUGAUUACAACCUGCCAUACUACUCGAAUAAGGAACGUCGCAACAUUGACAAAAUUCCUGCUAAUGAACUAGAUGGGUUCAGGAUCGGAGAGUCCUCGUUUGUUGACAAAUCUAAGGCACCUUAUCAAAAUAAUCAUACGCUAAGAAAUCUAACGGAAGAAGAAAUUAAAGAAAAUGCCGAAAGAGCUGCAAAAUCGGAACAGAAUAAAUUCUACAAUCAAAUAAAGACAAGGUUCAAUAUUUCAGAUACAGAUCCAAAUGCUAAGUCAAAAGUGAUAGAGAUAAAUAACUUUAAUGCAAAUGAUUCAGACCAGUUGAGGAAUUUAAAUUCCAAAUUGAUCAAUAAUGACCUGAGCAUGCCCGUCAUUGCCGAUAACGAACUAGAUGACGAUAUUGAUAUAUUAUUAGGAGAUUUCAAAUCGAAUGAUGAAACACUGUACAAUGAACCUGAAAAAUUACAGCAUAAUGACAAUAUAGAUAGUUUCUUAUCAAGUUUGAGUAUUUCUAACGAUAAAAAGUCUCGGGCUCCAAAAAUUGAUAGCAUAAGUCAGAAUAGUGAUCCAAUGCAGAAUCAGAAGCAAAUGCAGAAUCAGAAGCCAAUCCAUCAGGAGCCAAAGAAAUUGCAAGAUCAGGAUUUCUUAGAUGAUUUGUUGAAUUAG
Molecule: messenger RNA, 1215 nt
Organism: Debaryomyces fabryi
Lineage: Eukaryota; Fungi; Ascomycota; Pichiomycetes; Serinales; Debaryomycetaceae
Exons: 1
Coding region: 1-1215 (404 amino acids)
Source: RefSeq, a predicted model, not a curated record